ACGAGGCGAUUAAAAUGGGGAUGAGUUGAAUCAUGUUGCGGAGCAGCACAGUGUCUGUUCAAGUUGUGACUCCCGCCGGGAGCGCCGGAGUAUGCGAAACGACCGAUGGCGAGCUGAUGUUUACGUGUUUGUGUGACAUGUGAGAAAGUGGUAUUUGUCACCGCCACGAAUAUGGGCAGGCAUACGUGCUUAAAACGGUGAUCUAUACAAGUUUUAAUUACUACAAAUUAAGUUAUUUUUUUUAAAAGAAGCAAGGUCUUUUCAGAUUAAAUUAAAAUCUUGUAUUACAUAAAAAUGCAGCAAGAGAACCAAGUGAAUAGUGCUUCGAGUCCCAACGCCUCGCCUGCGUCGACCGGGGCCACGGGCACCGCAACCACCACCAAGACCAUGGUGAACGGUGGGCGCUUUGACUUCGACGACGGUGGCACCUACUGCGGCGGGUGGGAGGACGGCAAAGCGCACGGCCAUGGCGUGUGUACGGGGCCCAAAGGACAAGGAGCCUACUCGGGCUCGUGGCAUUACGGAUUCGAGGUGUCCGGCAUCUACACCUGGCCCAGCGGGAGCGCAUUCGAGGGCCAGUGGCAGAAUGGUAAGCGUCAUGGGCUGGGCGUCGAGACGCGCGGCAGGUGGUUGUAUCGGGGUGAGUGGACGCAAGGCUUCAAGGGUCGUUACGGAGUGCGGCAGUCCUCUACAUCGAACGCACGGUACGAAGGCACGUGGGCCAAUGGACUGCAGGACGGCUACGGCUCGGAGACAUAUGCUGACGGAGGGACAUACCAGGGCCAGUGGCUCAGGGGGAUGAGGCACGGCUACGGUGUCAGGGCCAGCGCUCCCUUCGGAAUGGCUUCACACUACCGCCCUAACAAAACAGUUCGCGCCUCCAUGACUUCACUUCGGAGCACAGAGGCGGGUGGUGGCAGCACUGUCGGAGGGGCGGCAGAUCCUGCCGCAGAGAGGGACCGGAGGGUGGACGACUCCAGGGGCGGCUUUGUACUGAAGGCACGCAGUGAUGAGCCCCCCGCUAGAAGAAGGUCGCUGGUGGAGAAGGGAUCCAACAUCAAGUCCAUCUUUUCGAGGAUGCGAAAGCAGCGAAGCACGGGUGAUCUGGAUAAGCGGGGGGGCAACUCUGCCAGCAUUCGGAGCACCAGCUCCAAUGCCUCCUGGAUCAGCACAGAAUCUUCGCAGUCUGGGAUGACCAAUGCCUCCGUGCACACAGACUCCAAUGCCAGCUUCGUCGUCGAGGACGAACAGAUGGACGAGAGCGUAACGGAGACGUACAUGGGCGAAUGGAAGAACGACAAGCGCUCAGGGUUCGGCAUCAGCGAGCGUUCGGACGGACUGCGGUACGAGGGCGAGUGGUUCGCAAACAAGAAGUACGGCUACGGUGUCACUACCUUCAGAGACGGCUCCAAAGAAGAGGGCAAGUACAAGAACAAUGUCCUCAUCACUUCCCAGAAGAAGAAGCAUCUGUUCCUCAUCCGCUCCGCAAAGUUCCGUGAGAGGAUAGACGCGGCUGUUAACGCAGCACAGAGGGCGUCAAAAAUCGCCCUGCAAAAGGCGGACAUCGCCAUCUCGAGGACGGCGACGGCUCGAGGCAAGGCGGAGCUGGCAGACAUGGCAGCGGACCACGCGCAUGAGGACUCGGAUAUUGCGAGGACCACGGCUAAGCAGUUCGCUCCCGACUUCCAACAGCCAGGGUUGGACAAAUUUCGGGCCAGAGAACAUAUCAAGUACCGACCACCACCAGAAGAUGCAAUGCCUGCAAAGUCGAUUCUUCAGAAAACCAAUGACCAGUCGGUCAUACAGCAACAACAGCAGCAGAAAAUCCAACAAUCAACUCAGCAGUCUUAUCAACAAAAACAACAGCCCUAUCAACAGAAUCAGCAGCCCUACCAGCAGAACCAACAGCCCUACCAGCAGAAUCAGCAGUCCUACCAGCAGAACCAGCAGCUCUAUCAGCAGAACCAGCAGAAUCAGCAGCCCUACCAACAGAACCAACAGCCCUACCAACAGAAUCAACAGCCCCACCAACAGAACCAGCAGCCUCACCAACAGAGCCAGCAAAGCUAUCAACAAAACCAACUGAACCAGCAACCCCAGUACACGCAAUCUGUCAAGUCUGUGCAUAUGUCUAGUGUAGUGACUACGGACUUGAACAUGGGCAAAGCAUACAUGAAUAAGGUUGACCAGGUGCCAAACCGUGUCCCCAAUGCAGUGCCUGCUGCCCCCUCCAAGCCACCACAGUUGCCUUCCCAGAACGAAGAGGGUCCCAUGCUGAAUCCCUCUGUUAACAACCCAAAUAUCACAUCUUUUGGGGUUUCUGCACCUACAGGAGGGUCCAACGUCUCACUGCGGCGCAACUCAAGAAUUAAGCCUGCUGCGGCCCCUGAGGAAGUGCCAGCGUUCGGCUAUCAGCAGUCGUUGAAUGACCGGUUCGACCAUUACAAGCGACCGCCGAGCCGGGACUCGAGCGUGGACCGUUACCAGCGUGCAGCCUCACGGCUGGGCGGUUUGGGAUCCCGACAGUCCUCCGUGGAUAAGGCUGCGCCCCCUGCUGCGCCCACUGGCAGAGAGACGUCUGUGGACCGAACAGGGCGGGGCCCUUCUGCUGCCCGAGGCAACACCCCGUCCGCGGGCAACGGGGCAGUUGUGGGUGCGCCUCUCUACACCAUUCCCAACUCGCUGGGCCCUCAGCAGGGCCCCUUCGAAGACGUCGUUCUGCGCAACAGGACACUGGGGCAGGACAUAAUCCCGUCGCCGGGACAGCCCAAGAGGACAGAGUCCCUCUUUAUUAAUUCUGGUGGCGGCGGAGGUGGUGGAGGAGGCGGUGGAGGCGGAGGAGGAGGCGGCGGCGGCGGCGGCGGUGGAAGUAAAGCGAUGAAGAGCGUGCCGGCUCCAACGCCGCUGCAGCGCAAGAAGAGUCUGCCCGACUUCCAGGGGCUGCCGAAGGCGACGGGCCCUAUGUCUCGGGAAGAGGUCUCUGUCCUGAGUUCGGCGAGACGCGAGGAGGUGCGGCGGCAAGCUGAGGAGGCAGAGAGGCUGAGGGCCAACCCCCUGCUGUACCUCGUCAGUCCCCACGUCAAGGACUGGUUCUCGAGACAGCAGCUGGUGAUGCUAGUACUCUUCAUCAACAUCUCCCUGGCCAUCAUGUUCUUCAAGCUGCUCACGUAGUAACGACUGUUAUUCUUUGCAUUGGACUCAGCUGGCUAGGGCUAGUGAAAGUGGGGUUCCCACCCUCCUUUCCUCCCAUUCACUCCACCGAACCAGCAAAAUCACCUGAUGAUGUGGAGACCCAAUAAAGAUAAGUACCACAUUGCCGCGCAGCGCAUAUUUUUACACGAGUUGAGGUAAUUUUUUCACUUUUGUCCUUCUUCUUCUUCUCCUUCUCGAAAUGAAGUAUGAAGCAAGUAAACCAAAUACGGACUUAUGAUAUAUUGCAAAGUUAUAUAUAAUAUACCAAUGUACCAAUUUUCUAUACAACCAAAACAUGAGAGAAUGUCGCUCCUUAUUCGGCGGACAGCCCGCUCGCCAGGAAAUGAAUCGAAGGGAUCAAACGAGACGGUAAUUCUCCUGCGAGACGAUAAAAUCAGGAGAUUCUUUUUUUUUUUUACUUCGCUUAGAUUAAGGGAAGGUUUUGAAUCGCUGGGAAAGCAUAUUAUCUCAUCCUACAUCUUAAAAUUGGCCACAUGUUUUUAUUCUUCCCUUUUAUAGAAGCAUGUGGAGUGAGAGAAUUAUUACAUAGUUUGUUUAUACACUUCAAGGGAUACUACUUGUAAAUAUUCUUGUUCCACUCGCAGUGGCAACAUAUACGUAAGAAGUAACUUCUUUACGAGUUAGGUUUUUGAGAUACUGAACUGUAUAAAGCAUAUCAAACGAGUCUCUAUUUCAGCGAUCGUCUAUUGUUAUUAUACUAUCUAUAUUGGAGAGAGAAGCAUUGCGUGCCUUUUUAUUAAAUUGUUUAUCAAAUCAUGUAACAUUUAGACUGUAGAUAGGUCAACCUAUUUUCAAAAGUAAUAAUAAUAAUAAUGAAAACUCCAUUUUUUCUACAUGAACAUCAGAACAUCAAAAUAUUUUCUAGACAUAUAGUCUAUUAUUUACUCGUUGUGUACCGCCUAGUAUAUAAAUUAUUGUAAUGAAGUCUUUCUCUGCUUUUGAAGCGGCUGGUUAUUCUGUUUGCUUCGCAUUUUACAUUACCUGCGCAGAACACGCUACCAAAACAAAGGAAAUAAAAUUUGUAAAAUUCUUCAAUUUUCCAUCUCUUGCCAAACGGCUCUUGUACAAUAUGGUAAUAAUAAAAAGAACUGUUAGUUCUAUAUGAAGUUACAGGUUUAGGUUAGGUUGGUAGGACUGUUGAAGAGAACCUGACAGGAAAUAUUUUAAUUAUCGUUCAUUAAUUGUUACUUAUUCUCUGUUAUCCCGUUUGCACUUACCAAGUUCCUUUCUCACGAAUCUUGACCUUCGAUCCUUGGUUUACUUUAUUUUCUUUUUCAGUGGAUAUUAUUUUUGUGUUUCUCCCAGAUCGAGGCAUCUUCCAUUUAUAAUUUUGAUUCCUUCUUCGGAGCGAAAAAGAAAUCAUGAACGCUACAUCUGCACACCUUGUGUUUCAGAACUUAAUAGUGCUACAGUGUCUUCAGUACUGAAGAAGAUUAAUUGAUGUUAAAGUUUUGCUUUCCUUUUGUUAAAGCAAGAACAUGUAUUUGAAAGGAAACCUGAUCCCACUGAAUAAAAAUUGUGUUCACUUCUCAGUGACUCGGGUCACAUAACUUGCCGGACUGUUUUGUUCCCCCAAAGCCUUAUCUUAGGCAAAGAGAAAGAAAUGAAAUUUCUGCCUUAGCUAUUGUUACUACCUUCAGUGCUGUUUGCUUGUUAAGUUUGAUUAGCACAUACUUUUGUUCCGGGUGAUUGAAUUUGCAGUGCUCUGUGAACCGACAGAUAUAAAUUUGUUCAAUAAAAUGUUCUUUUUUUUUCAAAUGUGAGCUUAUGGGACAAUAAUAUUGAACUUUGAAUUGUUUAUGCGAUUAUUGUUUUUCUCUUCAUAUCUGCCAUCUUAUCUUGGUUACUUUUUAAGUCUGCAUGACAUUAUUUUAAGUGCAAUUUGUCCUGUUUGUAACAUUACCCACAUCAUGUAAAGGAUUCUGUUUAGAAAGAAUCAUAUUGAAGGUUCUAGUUCUGGAUACAAUUUCUAAUACCUAUCUGUGGAGUGGCAUGUACAGGGACUUCAUAUCCGGAGAAAAGGUUGGGUCUAACAGAUGUAUUACUGAUUGCCUCACAUAUUAGGCAGAUAUUUAUAAUAAAUAAACUCCUGCUCUUGGAUGCCAACGAAUUUCAUAUAUGACGUCGUUGGAGCAGAUGUUGCUAUCGAAAAUUUAUAUUAUAGUGUUGCAAAUUCAGUUCACAUUUAAGCAGGAUUUUGCAUCCAUUAAUUACUCAGCAGUAUGCAUACAAUUUUGUGGAUGAGGAAACGGUAUGCAUAAUUGCAUAAAUGCUAUGAUCA
Molecule: messenger RNA, 5494 nt
Organism: Cryptotermes secundus
Lineage: Eukaryota; Metazoa; Arthropoda; Insecta; Blattodea; Kalotermitidae
Product: junctophilin-1
Exons: 10
Coding region: 295-3171 (958 amino acids)
Cellular component (GO): endoplasmic reticulum membrane; junctional membrane complex; plasma membrane
Source: RefSeq, a predicted model, not a curated record